Messenger RNA from Castor canadensis (American beaver), 1926 nucleotides. It is a transcript of the gene Klkb1, whose product is annotated as kallikrein B1. Gene Ontology annotation, cellular component: extracellular region. NCBI's taxonomy places the organism in Eukaryota, Metazoa, Chordata, Mammalia, Rodentia, Castoridae. Gene Ontology annotation, biological process: proteolysis. The record is from RefSeq and is a predicted model, not a curated record. Gene Ontology annotation, molecular function: serine-type endopeptidase activity; protein binding.
CUUUUUAGGAUGUUUUUGUUCAGUCAAGUUGUUUAUUUGAUUUGCUUAUUUGCCACAGUUUCCUGUGGAUGUCUGACUCAACUAUAUAAAAAUGCCUUCUUCAGAGGUGGGGAUGUCAUGGCCAUGUACAGCCCAGAUGCCCAUCACUGUCAGAAAAUGUGCACGUUCCACCCCAGGUGUUUGCUCUUCAGCUUUCUUCCUGCAAGUUCAACCAAGGAGCCAGAGAAAAGGUUUGGCUGCUUCUUGAAAGACAGUGUUACAGGAACCUUGCCAAGAGUGCAUCGGGUAGAUGCAAUUUCUGGACAUUCCUUAAAACAAUGUGGCCAUCAAAUAAGUGCUUGCCACAGAGAUAUUUAUGAAGGAAUUGAUAUGAGAGGAACCAAUUUUAAUAUGUCUAAGGUUCAAAAUGUUGAAGAAUGUCAAAAAUUGUGCACCAACAACAUCCACUGUCAAUUUUUCACAUAUGCUACGGAAAAAUUUCCCAACGUGGGAUAUCGGAACAACUGCUUAUUAAAACACAGCACAAGUGGAACCCCUACGAGUAUAAAAGUGCUGGAUAAUCUUGUGUCUGGAUUCUCGCUGAAGCCCUGUGCAGUCUCAGAAAUUGGUUGCAACAUGGAUCUUUUUCAGAACCUUGCAUUUUCAGAUGUGGACGUGGGCAGAGUCAACACCCCGGAUGCUCUUGUGUGUCGAACCAUCUGUACCUACCACCCCAACUGCCUCUUCUUCACCUUCCACAACAGUGCAUGGAGCGUAGAGGCACAAAGAAAUGCUUGUUUCCUUAAGACUUCUGCAAGUGGAGCUCCAAGUUCUUUUACUCCUCAAGAAAAUACUGUAUCUGGACAUAGUCUGUCCACCUGCAGAAGAACACUGCCUGAGCCCUGUCAUUCUAAAAUUUACUCUGGAGUUGACUUUGGAGGGGAAGAAGUGAAUGCUACCUUCGUGGAAGGAGCGAAUGUUUGCCAAGACACCUGUACAAAGACAAUUCGUUGUCAGUUUUUUACUUACUCUUUACUCCCAGAAGACUGUAAGGGCAAUAAGUGUAAAUGUUCUUUAAGAUUAUCUUUAGAUGGUUCGCCAACUAGGAUCACGAAUGGGAUACGAGGGAGCUCUGGUUAUUCUUUGAGAAUGUGUAAAAAGGAGGGCAGCUCUAUCUGCGCAACGAAAACAAACCUGCGCAUUGUGGGAGGAACGAACUCUUCUUUGGGAGAGUGGCCCUGGCAGGUCAGCCUGCAAGUGAAGCUCACAUCUCGGAACCACCUGUGUGGAGGAUCCAUCAUUGGACGCCAGUGGAUCCUGACUGCUGCCCACUGCUUUGACGGGAUUCCCUUCAUGGACGUUUGGCGCAUUUAUGGUGGCAUUUUACAUCUGUCAGAGAUUACAAAAGAAACUCCUUUCUCAAAAAUAAAAGAACUUAUUAUUCAUCAGAAUUAUAAAAUUUCAGAAGGUGGUCAUGACAUUGCCUUAAUAAAACUUCAGGCUCCCUUGAAUAACACAGAAUUCCAAAAACCAAUAUGUCUGCCUUCCAAAGCUGAUACACAUACAAUUUAUACCAACUGUUGGGUGACUGGAUGGGGCUACACUAAGGAAAAAGGUGAAAUUCAAGAUACUCUACAAAAGGUCAACAUUCCUUUGGUAAAAAAUGAAGAAUGCCAGAAAAGAUACAGAGAUUAUGUCAUCACCAAUCAGAUGCUCUGCGCUGGCUACAAGGAAGGGGGGAAAGACGCUUGUAAGGGAGAUUCCGGUGGCCCCUUAGUUUGUAAACACAAUGGAAUAUGGCAGUUGGUGGGCAUCACCAGUUGGGGCGAAGGAUGUGCUCGCAAGGAACAACCAGGUGUCUAUACGAAAGUUGCUGAGUAUGUGGACUGGAUUUUAGAGAAGACACAGAACACUGAUGUCAUUGCUCUGAUGACAUCACCAGCAUGA